This is a messenger RNA of Magnusiomyces paraingens, 4182 nucleotides long. RefSeq lists its product as uncharacterized. Gene Ontology annotation, molecular function: protein binding. The transcript is spliced from 3 exons. Bases 1 to 4182 code for a protein of 1393 amino acids. The record is from RefSeq and is a predicted model, not a curated record. NCBI's taxonomy places the organism in Eukaryota, Fungi, Ascomycota, Dipodascomycetes, Dipodascales, Dipodascaceae.
AUGGUAUUAUACUUUGUAGCCAUUUUUUUUGCGUUACUAUGGCUCCUUCAUCGUGCCACACGCAUUCUUCGCAUACCCUCACCAUAUCUAAUUCAAACACUUGGCAUAGACAUCCCAGAUCCUCCAGUAAUCACACUGGAUUGUGUUAAAUCUACAUCAGUCUUAUUUCAUUGGUAUCCUCUUGACAAAAAUGUUGUUAAACUAAUUUUUCAACUGGACGGAAGAAAGGCUGGUGAUACUGACCGACUGAGUUCAGCUGUAUCCUUGACAGGAUUGAAGCCAAAUACAAAUUAUACAUUGAGCAUAAUUGCUGUCAGUCCAUUAAAUUACCAAUCUCAUGCAUCAAUAACUCGCUUUCAUACGCCUCACUUAACAAAAGAAUAUAAUGAAUCAAAUAAAACUCCUUUAGAGGUUAUUAUGAAAGAAGACGAUACAAUCAAAAAAUUUUUGUACUCUAAUACCAACUUUUCAGUUGCUAAGAGAUCCAUAUCAUCUCAAAAUAUAAAAAAAAAAGGUCUCCAGCAAUCAACUCACCAAACAGGUUCCUCUAAAAUUAAACAAAACAAGAUAGUAAAUGUUGAGAAUAUAUCUACUUCUACUGUACUUGAUUUACAACAAAAUUACUCACCUCGUGCCUUUGAUCCUGAAACUGGCCAGCUAGAUGAGACGAAAAGUCAUACCGUUCAAACUCUUUCAGACACACUUCAGUCAAUUCAAACUGGAAUUAAGGAUGCAAUAGUUUCUAAAGCUUUAGAUAAUAAAAAAUAUCUUCAGACGGAAGCUAGACUUGAAAAGGAGCUUGCAGAAAUCAAGUCACAGUUGGCGAUUGAAGACGGACCUAGGAGUGAGAUGCGUGAUCAGUAUAGAACUAUAGAAUCUACACAUCAUUUUCUUGAUGAUAAAAAGGUUAAGGCUCAAAUUGCUUUUCAAAAACUUCGAGAUACUAUUGUUCGCAAAAACCAGCAAAUUGAUUUGUGGAAGUCUGAGAUGGAAGAUGCCGACAAAAAACAGGAGAAUAGCCAGUUGAUAAUUAAUCAGUUUAAACACAAGCACGAAGUAAAUACAUUAGUACUUCGAAAAAAUAUUUUGCAGGCUACAGAUGAAGCUAUUUAUUUAGAUAAAGAGGCAAAAAAAUUAGGGACGGAAGUUAAAAAGAUCCAGAUGUCUAAAACAUCAACAUUAGAAGCUAUUGACGAUGUCAAAAAAAAAGUAGAUGAUGUGACCGGUCAAAUCGAUGAUAAUUUAAUUGGAAGAUUAUUAUGCCAGUCUAAUAUUCAUCAAUUUCUCAAGGAAGCAAUUUCUCUAGAAAAUCAAAUUGAGAAAGAUUUAGAAGAUAAAUGGAGAGAAGAUCAAAAACUAUUGGAAAACCGUUAUGUUUCAGUUCAUGACCAAUACGAAAAUGCUAAUAAUGCUUACCAAAAGGCUGUUGCUGCUUAUCAAGCUGCGAUAAAUUCUUUUUCGUUAUCCAGCAACACAUCUCAAGAUAAUCAGCAAGGCCAAAACAGUGGCUCAAAUGGAUCUAGUAACUCAAACAAUAGCGCUAAAUCUAAACGAAAAACCAGGUCUAGACGGAAUACCAAAAGCAAUGAAAGUAGAAGAGACUCAAAUGACUCUUCUAAUGGAAAUGGAAAUGGAACUUUCUUAUACCCUUCAAUUGCACAGGAUGCCUUAAUUAAUAACAGCCCCCCAGUAAAUACCAUAGCUCCAUAUAAUAUUUCUUAUCCAUUUUCGAACCAGGGGAACCCAAAUAUCAGUCACCCUGUGGUUUUAAAUACUUUACAAUCAUCACUGCCAUCAGCUCUUAUGGAUACUAAGGCAAAUUUUUAUUCUUUUUCUGCCUCCAACAACUCCGGUACUCUUGCCACACAAAUGAGCAAUAAUCAUUCAAAUGCUAGCAAUAACUCAAAUACUUUUAUCAACUCCAAUUCUUCUACUAAUAACUCUCCUCCAAUUAGCACCACAAGUAUUUCUUCUACAAAACAAUCUUUACGUUUGGAGAUACCCUCUAGUGACGGGAGUUUUUCCGAAUCAAAUGCCGGCGAUAUUCUUAGAAGCCCAAGUGCAUUCUUACCCUCUUAUUUAAUGAAUGAAGAUGAUGGGCAAAAAGCUAAUUUAUCUGUUGAAACAGAAACAAACAAUGGGGAAUCUGCUGUAGCAAAUGAAGACUCUAAAUCGUUAAUAGAAGAAAGAACUGCAGAUGCUGAUUCUGGAAUCAAGUCAUCUGGGUUGUCUAUGGCCUUGCACCAGACCAAUCCUAGUUUCACUUCAUUUAUCUCACGGCCUUCAGCCAGCAUACUUUCCUCGAUCAAUCAUCAACGCAGCGGGUCUUCUGAAUCAUUGUCUUCAAGAAUAUCAUUAGGAUCUUUAAGCAAUGACUUAAGCAAUGACAUUCCGCUAGAAAAUGGAUCAAUGUCGUCAAAUAUUCUUCAUCACAAGUCUAGUUUUAAUCAUCUUUUUCCCCAACAGAAUUCUUUGCACUCUACGGUUUCAUCAUCUGGAUCUAUACAUUCAUUUAACGAUGUCCUUUAUCACAAAAAUAAACUUUUGCUUUCAGAUGAAACUUCUCAUGAUAGUGGCGGCGAACAUCUCGAUAUGGACGAAAAAUCUCAUGGGAAAGGCUCUAGCAUGUUUUCAUCAAUAUUUAGUACAUUGAGACCGAAACAAGGCCGAAAGUCUAUCGCACAGAGCUCUCUUACUCAUGCUUCUAGUCUUUCGGAUAUGACUUCCUUUGUUGGAAAUAAUUCAAAUGAGGAAAGUAACAACAAUAUGCUUCGUCCUUUGGGUCAUUCUUCAGCAAUGAACCUUUCAAGUUCAAAUAUCUCGUUAUCUAAUAGAGUAAGAAGUAGCAGUGUUAACAGUAAUACAGGUCCACCUCAUGCUCUCGGAGAAUCUUUUGGUUCAUCAUUUAUUAGCCCAUGGAAAACACCACCAUCUCACUCAGAUCUUAUUAGCAAUAAAAACACUAUUAUAAGUUCUAACCUUGUUCAUCCUUCGCUGUCAAGUAACGACUUGGCAGGCUCUGUUUCAAGUGGCCUUUUAAAUUCUAAUUUUGCAGAAGGUCAAAAUACUAAUAGUGUUUGGAACUUUCCUAGACCAAAUCCUAAUAAUGAGGCUUCAUCUUUGAAUUCUGAAGGAGUUUCCUCCAAUCUUGGAGCUAUUGGUGCAUCUUCUAAUUUUGUUGAAAAUAAAAUUAUUGGAAAAGCUAUACCUGAUCUUAAUUUAUGGAAAGACAAAUUAGAUGAACUUGAAAACUCACCAGGCUCCACUAAGUCUAAUGAUGAUUCUGAAAAGUGUUCCAAUGUAACCGAAUCUUCUUUACAAUCACCAAUCUCCAAUUCUGCCAAUAAGUCUGGUAGAUUUUCCCGAGGAUUUAGUGGGCUAUUCAAUAUCAGUAGCAGUCAUCGAGAUUAUAGCAAACAGCAACUUGAUAACUCCGUUGACCACCCAACUGAUACAUCUAUGUCAAGUGAUGGAAACUUUUUACUGACUGCACCAUCUCUAAAUGAUUCUCAAGAUAGACUUAGUAUUGGUAGCAACGGGGGAGAUACUUCAUUAAAAACUUGUUCUAGCUCCAGUUCUCUUUCUCAAAAUAUUCCAGCUCCUUUUCAACAACCAUCACCACAACCUUCUUCUCAUAAGGGUGGACUGCUUCAAAAGGGGAUUCGAACCUUUAGUCUCAGUAAACGAACACCUGCUAAUACUGGAAAUAACUUAACAGCUCAAUAUCGGGAAAGUGACAUAAGCGAUAAAGAAAAAGAUCUUGAUACAGAUCUUGAAAAAGAUAAGUUUAAAGAGAAGAAGAAAAAGAAAGAACGAAAAAGAGAAAAAGAUGAUAAAAAAGAUAAAGAUACAGAUAAUGAUGGUGAAGGAUUACCAGGAAUUGAUGAAGAUUCAAUUUCAACACCUGUUUUUACUGGCUCUAAGUUUGCUAAAAGAUUAAGUAUUUUUGGUGGGAAUAAAAAGGAUAAGGAUACUAAUGAAGAUGAGCGCACACCAAAUAAAGAGGGUUUGGAAAAGCAAGAUGUUGGAGUUAUUAGUGAUGGAGAGGUGAUACUUUCUCCUGUUAAAGAAGAAGGUCAUGGUGAAAAAUCCUUUUUUUCAAGACUUGGAGGAAAUAAAAAAGAUAAUUUGGAGCCAAAUGAAGUGGACUACCAGCAUCUUCUUGAUAAAAUGCGGAAAUAA